GUGCCGAUAGUGGAAGAGCGAGCGAGCGAGCGAGCACACACACACACACUCACUCACUCUCUAUCUCUCUCUGGAGAAAGAGGUGGAGGAUGUGGAGGAUGUGGAGGAGUACAAGAACUUCGGACGACCCAACACACAGGACCAUGUCUCUGCUGCAGAUGGUGCAGCAGUUCAGUGUGGACUUCGAGAAGUGUAUUGAGGGAUCAGAAGAUCAGGUGGACACGGUGGAGCUGUCCGGUGGUGCCAGGAUCAACCGCAUCUUCCACGAGCUCUUUCCUUCCAACCUGGACAAGAUUGUGUUUGAUGAGAAGGAGCUGAAAGAGCCCUGUCUCAAAUGUAUCGAUCUGGUGAUUCAGGAGCUCAUCAGCACAGUCAUGCAGUGCUCCAACAAGCUGAAUUCAUACCCCCGGCUGAGGGAGGAGACCGAGAGAAUUGUCACUACAUACAUCCGAGAGCAAGAGGGCAAGACCAAGAGCCAGGUUCUGUUUCUGAUCGACAUCUCGAUGUCGUACAUCAACACCAACCAUGAGGACUUCAUCGGAUUCGCCAAGCACAUUCUGAAGACCUCCUGGUGCUCCCACCCGGCCCACCAUAAUCCGCCCUGCUGAGCCCAAGAUUUAAAUAGAGGCUCCACUCCACUACAUUUUUUUUUAAACCUACAUAUUAUACAUACAUACACACACACACACACACACACACACCUUCCCUCAGGUUUAGAGGAUUGAUUUGUUUGUUUGUUUGUUCCUUAAUUGUAAAAUGUUUUCUCUUUUAAAAGAAAUAAUAAAUGUGCGAGGUGUCCAGGGUCCUAAAGGGUGCUAAGCAUCCUCGGAUCCUCACACCCCCACCACCACGUUUUA
This is a messenger RNA of Silurus meridionalis, 857 nucleotides long. Its product is annotated as dynamin-2-like. The record is from RefSeq and is a predicted model, not a curated record. Gene Ontology annotation, molecular function: microtubule binding; GTPase activity. The transcript is spliced from 6 exons. The coding region runs from base 90 to 608 and encodes 172 amino acids. Gene Ontology annotation, cellular component: cytoplasm; membrane; microtubule. Lineage: Eukaryota; Metazoa; Chordata; Actinopteri; Siluriformes; Siluridae.